AGGGAAAAAAACCAACAAGUACUAUCAUCACUACAUUACAUGUAUGUCCUCUCUUACUGCUUUGCUGAACCCCUCUCCAACACAUUUGUCCGUUUCUCUCUUUUUUCUCACCCACAUCACCCCCAUUUCCUGCCCUAAUUUAACAGCACAUACACACACUUUUCUGUAUCUAUACUUUCAAGAUUUUGUAAAACGCCCUUUUUGAUUCUGUGCUUAAAAGGGGUUCCAAGAUUUUGUUGGUUUUGCAAAACCCAUAUCUUGAUUUUGUGUUUUAAAGGGUUUUAAGCAAAUGGGUUGUGCUCAAUCCAAGAUUGACAAUGAAGAAUCAGUGUCAAGAUGUAAAGAGAGGAGGAACUUUAUGAAAGAGGCUGUUACUGCUCGAAAUGCAUUUGCUUCUGGUCAUUCUGGGUAUGCUGUUGCUUUGAAGAACACUGGUGCUGCUUUGAGUGAUUAUGCUCAGGGUGAGGGUCAAGAGCAAGACCAUCUUGUUCAAUUAGGUCCCAUUGAUCCUCCUUCGCUUGUUUCGAAACCCCCUCCUCCUCCUAUGAUGGAUCAUGGCCUUCCUCCUCCGCCUCCACCGCUGCCUAGCUUCUCUCCUGCCACGCCUUUGCAGCGGUCUGUGACAAUGCCGGUGUUUUCCAAGGAUAUUAGGAAGAUGGAUAGUGUGGAGAUUGUGGAGGAGGUGGAGGAAAAGGAAGGGGAGGAGGCUGGGGGGUUGGAGUUGAGGAAGAGGAGAAAUGGUGUUGUGGGGAAGGAGGAGACACCGCCUAGGACUCCGGUGGCACCACCUCCACCUGAUUCGAAAGGGAUGGCUUGGGAUUAUUUCUUUAUGGUUGAUAAUAUGCAUGGACAAAUGGAGGAUGUUAGAGAGGAGGAGGAAGAGGAAGAAGGUGAAGAUGAUGAUUUUGAUGAGAGAUAUAGUGAGCAUGAGAUUCAAAAUCAUAAUAAUCAUGAUACUAAGAAUCAUGAUAAUGGUAUGGUGGGUGGGAAAUUUAGUGAGGUGAGUGAGCCUAAAACGCCAGAGAAGGUGGUGAUGGAAGGGUUCACUACCGAGGAGGAGGAGACACCAGUGAUGGUAGGGUUAAAGGAAAAACAGUUUAUGCAUUCUAACACUGCUCCUCCUGAUAUGCGGCGAAUGCCAGGAAAUUAUAGUAAAGGUGGGGCUGGCCAUUCUAGUGUAAACUUGUUGAAGAUAUUGGGUGAUAUUGAUGAUCAUUUCUUGAAGGCGUCUGAAUGUGCACAAGAGGUGUCAAAGAUGCUUGAGGCAACUAGAUUGCAUUAUCACUCCAAUUUUGCUGAUAAUCGAGGACACAUUGACCACGCAGCAAGGGUAAUGCGUGUUAUUACGUGGAACAAAUCAUUUAGAGGAAUACCAAAUGGUGAAGGUGGGAAAGAUAGUUAUGAUGCCGAGGAAUACGAGACUCAUGCCACUGUUUUGGAUAAGUUACUGGCGUGGGAGAAGAAGCUUUAUGAGGAAGUGAAGGCUGGUGAGCUUAUGAAGCUUGAGUAUCAGAGAAAAGUGGGCCAGCUGAACAAGCUGAAAAAACGUGGUGCUAGUUCUGAAUCAUUGGAGAAGACAAAGGCUGCUGUAAGUCAUUUACACACAAGAUACAUAGUUGAUAUGCAGAGUUUGGAUUCAACAGUUUCAGAAGUAAACCAUAUACGCGACGAUCAGCUAUACCCAAAACUUGUCGCUCUUGUUGAGGAGACUACCAAGAUGUGGGAUUCCAUGAACUUGCAUCACCAGAGCCAGUUGAAGAUUGUUGAAGAUUUGAAAUCCCUAGAUCUUGCUGGAAAUCCGAGGGAAGCUGGUGGGUAUAUCAGGGAAACAAGCAGACAUCACCAUGAGCGUACUAUCCAGCUUUGGAAUGUAGUUCAAGAAUGGCAUUUGCAAUUUGACAAGCUCGUGACUAAUCAGAAACAAUACAUUCAAGCCCUUAACAGCUGGUUGAAAUUAAAUCUUAUUCCCAUCGAGAGCAACUUAAAGGAAAAAGUUUCUUCGCCACCAAGAACUCAGAAUCCUCCUAUUCAACCCCUUCUCAUUUCUUGGCAUGACCUUCUCGAGAAACUUCCAGAUGAGAUUGCAAAAACUGCAAUUGCCUCAUUUUCAGCUGUGAUAAAAGCCAUAAUUGUUCAUCAGGAAGACGAAAUGAAAUUGAAGGAGAAAUGUGAGGAGACAAGAAAAGAGUACUUGCGCAAGAACCAGGCAUUUGAGGACUGGUACCAGAAGUACAUGCAACGCAGAACCCCGCCUGAUGAUUUUGAUCCUGAUAAGGGCGUCGAGACAGAUCCUAAAGACCCUAUUGUUGAGAGACAAUUCCAAGUGGAGAGCUUGAAGAAGAAAUUGGACGAGGAAGUGGAAGCUCACCAAAAACAUUGUAUUCAGGUGAGAGAUAAGUCACUGGGGAGUCUUAAAAUCAGGCUGCCUGAGCUUUUCCGAGCAAUGUCAGACUAUACUUAUUCUUGCAUGCAAGGUUAUGAAAACCUAAGGUCGACGAUUGCACAGUCAACAAGGCCAAAUGGAAGCUCCCAGUGACAAACUGUCUGCUCUUAGCUGUCAUUUCUUUUUUACUUCUGGGUUUAAUUAACUUGGUUUUUCAUCAUGAAAAUCCUUUUUCCCGCUUCUGCAGUUGUAUGAAUGAUUUUAUUGAUGUUGGUGUAGAAUAGUCUGCACUUAUUUGUAGCUGGGAUUUACUGGGAACCAGAAACUUUUUUUUUUUUUUUGCCGAACUGGGAACCAGAAACUUGAUGUUUCAUGAUCAACUAAUUAUUCUACCCCAAGAAAUUUGAUCUGA
This is a messenger RNA of Daucus carota subsp. sativus, 2795 nucleotides long. Its product is annotated as protein ALTERED PHOSPHATE STARVATION RESPONSE 1. The record is from RefSeq and is a predicted model, not a curated record. The coding region runs from base 290 to 2536 and encodes 748 amino acids. The transcript is spliced from 4 exons. NCBI's taxonomy places the organism in Eukaryota, Viridiplantae, Streptophyta, Magnoliopsida, Apiales, Apiaceae.